Molecule: messenger RNA, 384 nt
Organism: Nicotiana tabacum (common tobacco)
Lineage: Eukaryota; Viridiplantae; Streptophyta; Magnoliopsida; Solanales; Solanaceae
Source: RefSeq, a predicted model, not a curated record
AUGUGCCAAAGGAAGUAUGCUCUAGAACUAGUCUCUGAACUAGGGCUAGCAGGUGCAAAGCUAGCAGCAACACCUCUGAAGAUCAAUCACAAGCUCACAUCCAUUGAGUUUGACAAACAAAUACCAUUAACUGGACCUACAGUGGAUAGAGAACUUAAAGACAAGGGAGGCUAUGAGAGACUAGUUGGAAGGUUGUUAACCAUGACAAGGCCUGACAUUGCCUUUGUGGUUCAAGUGCUAAGUCAGUAUAUGCAUGCACCUAAGGUAUCUCAUAUAAAAGAUGCUCAAAGAAUAGUGAGGUACAUAAAAACUGCCCCAGGACUUGGACUGUUUAUGUCUGCAAAAGCAAGCAAAUCUUUGUAUGCAUACUGUGAUUCUAAUUAA